Molecule: messenger RNA, 1215 nt
Organism: Monodelphis domestica (gray short-tailed opossum)
Lineage: Eukaryota; Metazoa; Chordata; Mammalia; Didelphimorphia; Didelphidae
Source: RefSeq, a predicted model, not a curated record
UUGAUAUCAUACAGAGACUAGAUUGGGGUGGGGUUGGGACAAGAGCCUGGCAGAAGAGGGUUAGAGGCUGGGUUUAGGAAUGCAGCUUUGGGACUCCAUCUAGGCUUGAGGGGCAAAAAAGAGAAAUUCCUUUAACGAAGAAUGAGCUUGGAGAAAUUGUAUCUUUUCCCUUGAGCCCCAUUAUAUCUGUGACUGUAUUCCGUGGAGCCUUCUGAAGACAUCAAGCAUCUGAUGGACCUCCAAUCGCCAUUCAGCAAAAAGGCUCUCAUUUCACAAGGUCCCAGAGUUUCUUCUCUCUAUCCAGGGAUUAAUGGCAGAGCAAACAAGUCAGGGGACAGGAGAGCCCCCUAACGUCAAUAAAAGUAAUCUACAAGAUCACGUGGAAAAAAUAAUGCUGCAAUACCAUGAAGAGGUCCAAAUCAGAGAUCCUCUGGCAGCCAGGAGUACUUGGCCCAGGUUUGCACCAGGCUGUCCCAAGAAGGAAAUUGAGGAGCAACUGUGCCUCAAAAUCAAAGAGUUGGAGGAGAAAGUGAAAGCACAGGAUACCCAGCUGAUGAUGGCCAGAACACAAUGGCUCCAGGUGCUGGCUAUAUUCAAAAAGCUGCAAAAGGAGCUUCAGGAAGAUGCUCGGAUCAGAGCGGAGGAGAGGAAACGUGAACAGAGGUAUGAAAACCUGUUUCAUGAAAUCCAAGUCAUCAGUACCCAGACCUGGAAACCUCAAGUCUCUAGAUUAGAGGACCAAUCCAAAGGGAACAAUAUUGUUGAACCCAGUCUCAGGCUCCUCUGUCCACUCCCUGAGGGACUCUCUCCCAGAUCUAACCUGAUUCCCAGGAACCUAGGGCUGCACUCUGGAGAGCAUGCUUCCUCAGCUCCUGUUCCACCCACUGGCCUCAUAAGACUGUACUCCCAAGGGUUGGUCCCAUGGAAUGCUGGCCCACCUGUGACCGCCAUGAUCAAGAAGAAGACCAAGGCCCUUCAGGCCAUUGCCCCGACACGGAGUAGUGACACACUGUUGAGCAGUGGUGGAGGAGAAGCAAUGGUUUGGAUAUCGCAACAGAAGACACCAUUACUACUGGGCAAGACACCAGCUGAAGCAGGAAGCUCUGGCCUUGGGAUAAGACUUGGGCACCCAAAUCUUCCACCACCAGAAGCUGUUCAAGAAAUAACGCAUUAAAUAACUAAACAGACAAAUAAAGAUUCAACUACAUGAAAGGA